AUUGAAUGUUUUUGUCUCCAUUUCCUUUGUCGUCAAAGUUGUACACAGGAAAAAUUUCGUUAAUUUGGGAGUUCAUAUUUAAAUACGAAUUGUUCUUUUCCCUAUUUUUGCCUGGCUCUCUGGUGAAGAUUGAAUGAAAUAAAUCUGUUCAUAUAUACCCUUUAUAUUAAUUUAAACAUCUAUUCAAGCAUUUAUACUGUAAUAUCUAUUUCUACCAUUACUAUGCCUUCAUCAACAUUGCCACCGACUUGCUGGGCCUUAAAAGACUAUAAUUCUCUGCGAAUAGCAGUCGUCGAAUCCUCCAUAGAAAUAUCUAGACAUGAUGCAUGCACUGUCUUUCACAUUAUAUUGGAAAACGAAACACAUCACUUUUCUUUGAUCCGAUAUAUUCAGGAUUUUCAUGAAUUAGAUAAUUUAAUAUACCAGCAUUUUCCCAAACACCAUAUUCCUUUACCAAAACUUUAUAGUUACGGCUAUAAUAGCAACAGCCUCAAAACGUCAUCAUCAUCGUCAUCAUCACGAACAUCUUCAUCUAUUCUGUCCUCACUUUUCUUUAAGAAAUCCAAAAAGAAAACCAAACUUAUCAGCAACAAAAAGAAAAAGUCAAACUCAGUAUUACUACAGAACUACCUAUCACAAUCACUUCGUCGCAAUAUCGGUAAAUCAUCCAUUUUCCGUGACUUUUUGUCUGCUCAAAGAGAUGAAGAUACUGUUAUUUCAAAGUUAUCUGUACGUCAACUUGUUGCACAGCAUCAGCCUACUUUGGCCACCACUGCUAGUACUGUUACCAACGCUGUUAUUAACGCUGUGAUCGAAGAGCACCAGGAGCCAGAAAUUGCAACUCCACCUUCGACUAUCUGUUCCAAUCGAUCCAUUGCCGAUGUAAGGAAUCUAUAUAUCAAUCAUCAAGCAACUAGAACUAUAUCCCUUGAUCAACACUGUAACGAUAUUUCAGAGGCGUUCAGUCAAAAUGCUGAUGACAUUAGCAUCCGCUAUGAUAGUGGAUUAUCAGCUUCAUGCUCAUCCUCCAAAUACUCGAAGGAGACAACAGAAGUCAAGGAAGAGGAAAUGGAGUUCAUUGAACAGAUAGAAAAUCUUCCAGUUUCCAAUGAAUUAUCAAAUCCUCAUACGAUCAAGGAUUAUCAACUCAUUCAAGUUCUAGGUAAAGGCGCUACUGGGAAAGUUAUCUUGGUGAAGCAUCAUAAAACGCAGCGUCUAUUUGCUCUCAAAGCCAUCACAAAAGCCUGGAGUAUCACAAAGCGAGAAGUUGAGCACGUUCGAACAGAACGUAAUAUUUUAGCUUCAUUAGCCUCCAUUCGUCAUCCAUUCUUAAUUCGGUUAUUUAGUGCUUUUCAAGACCAACAAAAUCUAUAUUUGGUGCUUGACUACCAUGCCGGAGCUGAUUUGGCGACUUUACUACAAAGAUAUAUAUGCUUUCCACCUGAACAAUGUAGGCUAUACGCAGCAGAGAUUGUUACCGGAUUACAAGAAUUGCACCGACACUGUAUUCUUUAUAGGGAUCUUAAACCGGAAAAUGUACUACUAGCCAAAGAUGGUCAUAUUGUCUUGACGGAUUUCGGAUUGUCCAAAAUGUUCUCGCCUGCUCCCACUGAUGCAUCUUUCUGUCCGCGAUAUGAUCACCGUACAACCACUUUCUGUGGAACACCUGAAUAUUUAGCGCCCGAAAUCAUCUUACAACAAGAAGGUGAAGAAGGUUAUUCUUAUGCCGCGGAUUUUUGGAGCUUGGGCACUAUGCUUUAUGAAAUGCUCUUAGGAACGACCCCCUUCGCAGCAGACACGCCUGAAGAAAUGUACGAUCGCGUUUUAUACGAUGAUUUGACGUUUCCUCGAGGGUUUAAGGAUGUUGAGGCUAUGGAUUUGAUCGCAGGUUUGUUGGAAAGAAAUCCUGUGCAACGGUUGGGAGCGGGUCUUUCAAAUGAUAGGAAAGAUGGUGUUUUUGAACUAAGAACACAUCCUUAUUUUGCAAACCAUUUGGAUUGGAAAGAAGUUUACGCAAAAAGGAUUCAACCCAUCUAUGUCCCAUCUCAAACACAUGAGUUAGAUUUCAGCCAUUUUGAUCAGGAAUUCUUGGAUAUGUCUACGCAAAUUAUUGAUGAUGAAGAUAACAAUGCACAUCAACGAAAUUUUUAUUGGUUACCUGAUAGCUCAGCUAAAUUGUUUGAAGAAUCGUUCCAAGGCUAUUCCUAUAUAUGUCCUGAUCAGGCUUCCGUUUUAUCGUUCAAAUCAGAAGUAUCCUACUUUAGUGAGGACUAUCAAUUGAAAUAUGAUCCUCAACCCGAAGGCCAAGAGGAAUUUGUAGAAUAUGACAGCAAUUUAGUAGAUGAGGAGGAAGAGGAGCAAUACUUUAGAAAGAAUAAUAUCAUCAACUGCUAUCACGGUAGGGAAACACGUUUCUCUUCCGCCUUGUCCUCUUCUUCCUUCAUGGGAAAAGACUUUUAUUACUACUCCUAUACUCAAAAUCGCCAUAUUAAACAGUACAACAGCAACAGUUCAACCCCUUUUAAUUCAGUCCAUGUUUCAUCUGCCUCCACAACUACCACUGCAAGUAUCGACUCAACAUCUUCAGCCGUUACAAAUCAUAAAAAUGAUAUAUUUCAAAAUAACAAAACCCUUCGUCAUCAACGCUCCAUGAUCCUCAACCCUUCUAACUUCAGUUAUAUGCAUCACCAAAAUAAUAUCAUUCAGAACUCACUUGUCUCAUCUGACGAACCAUUUGCAUGGAGGUCGUAAAGGUUCAGCAUUUAUUCUUCGAACAAUCUUACAAAACUCUGGAAAAAGUACAUAUACCUUCACUAUUUCUAUACGAAUUAUUCAUUCUACAUGUAACUUUUAUUAUACCAUGUCAUUCAUAUGCUAAAAAAAUCAGAAACUGUAUGAAGCAUUUUAUAACUUGCCUGCUUUUGCCUACUUUAACUUUCUCUGAGACCUCGAAAAUAAAGAAAUGAUUCGAUU
This is a messenger RNA of Mycotypha africana, 2973 nucleotides long. Its product is annotated as kinase-like domain-containing protein. Gene Ontology annotation, biological process: protein phosphorylation. The record is from RefSeq and is a predicted model, not a curated record. Lineage: Eukaryota; Fungi; Mucoromycota; Mucoromycetes; Mucorales; Mycotyphaceae. The transcript is spliced from 4 exons. Bases 223 to 2751 code for a protein of 842 amino acids. Gene Ontology annotation, molecular function: ATP binding; phosphatidylinositol binding; protein serine/threonine kinase activity.